CCCCCACUGUGCUGGCACAACUGUGAAAAAGAGUUCCAGGGUGAAGAGACCAGUGCUGCGUGUGCCUUUACCUUUCUCGUACCAUCAUUUGCAUGGUUGUUUUUAACCUUUUUUUUAACCUGAUGGACAAUUUCAAUAUUUUAACUGCAAUCCUAGAAAAGUUUUGUUUUUCCUUUUUAGAGGCAUGUCAGAAACUAAACACAAGUGGGAAAAGUACUGGAAAAUGCUUGAUAUCAGGGAGGACAUUAAUGGUCUUGGAGAGGAGACGAGAAGAAAUACCCAGAAGGAAUGACAUCGUGGGAAGAAGUUUCUUUCGUACGGGAUACACAAACACAUAGUGGUGAGGAUUUUCAAAGAUGGAGGACACAGGAGAAGAGGCGGUACAGGAUAGGAGGAGCGGAAGGACAUAAGAUGGCGUGAGGACCAAAGCCGGUGGUUGGUUUGAUCCGAGCCACGUGUGUGUUCAGCUACGUCUCCUCACCACGUUAUGGAUGUCGACGAAACGUUGGGUUCUUCUAAUGGCUGGUCUCUCUAGUCUUUGACCAGGUCAACAUUCUGCUCAAAGAUGUGGUUCACUCAGGGAUUCAGACUGAGGAAAGAGUCCUUCCUCCUGAACACAUGGCAUCCAUGAAAUCCGCCCUGUCGCCCUGUCUAUCAUUGGCCAUGAGUGUAACGGGAAGCUGAUAGCAUGUGACCAACAGCACCCUGGAACCCAGCAUCACGCUGCUACACCACCUUGAUAAAACCUCCGUCAGGAAAAUGGCCGAUGCAGGUUUUCGGUUUUGGAACAAGGACAACAAGUUCCAGCAGGCAGAUUUGCUGACGUCACCAUUGGCAUCACUCCAUCUCAUCGACGAAAAGACCGACCAAAUGGGGGAUGAGCAUGGACCACAUUUUAUAUGUCCUCCAAUAACAUCAUCCAGCCAAUCACAAAAGGAGGCUGACAUAUCUUCAGCUCCAUGCUCUCAUCAGUCACUAUCAUUUCAAGAGACCGUGCAGCCUCAGAUGAGCCGAAAUGACAGCGAGGCUCAGUCUCCCACUUUGACAGCGUUCAUGCAGGAUCUUUCCACAUUUGCCGCUGCUGAUGACGACGUGUUUCAGGACUUAGGAAACAUCCCCAAGGAAGACGAGAUCCCGCCCAAGAACAUCAUCACCACAGCAAUGGCAGCUUGUGAUGCCUGCACUGAGCAAAAACAGCUGGCUGAUUCAGAGUGGUACUGGGGCAACAUCUCAAGAGACGAAGUCAACAGGAUGAUGAGAAACACACCCGAUGGCACAUUCUUGGUACGAGAUGCUUCUAGCAAGGUCAAGGGGGAAUACACCUUAACACUGAGGAAAGAUGGCUCCAAUAGACUGAUAAAAAUCCUCCAUCAUGGUGGAAAGUACGGCUUCUCUGAGCCAUUGACUUUCCUUUCAGUCGUGGAGCUUAUUCAGUACUACCAGGACAAGUCACUGGCCCAGUACAACUCUAAACUAGAUACGCGGCUGCUGUUUCCCAUCUCCAAAUAUUUGCAGCAUGUUGUGAUGGAGGUUGGCAUGGAUGCAGUCGGAGAACGGCUCAAGUUAUUUCAGGACCAUUAUGAAGAGAAAAGCAAAGAGUAUGACCGUCUCUAUAAGGAGCUCAACCUAACAUCACAGGAAUUACAGACUAAACGGAUGGCCAUUGAGGCUUUCAGUGAAAUCAUUCGGAUUUUUGAAGAGGAGUGUGAAACCCAAGAGCGCUACAGCAAGGAAUACAUUGACAUGUUCCUAAAAUUAGACAACAGCACAGAAACUGACAAGAUUCAGAAUAACUCUGAUGAGCUGCAAUCAAGGGUGGAGGAGAUACACAACAGCAAAAUGAUGUUGGAAAAUGAAUUGAAAAGCAAGGUGCUGGCCCACAUGGAAGUUGACAGAAGAAUAAAUCACCUGAAGCCAGACCUCGUGCAGCUCAAAAAAAUCAGAGAUCAGUAUUUGAUCUGGCUCUCACAGCAAGGAACCAGGCAAAGCCAAAUUAAUGACUGGCUUGGUGUAAGAAAUGAAGAAGACCCAUACACCCUAGCAGACGGUACCCACCACGAGGAGAGAACCUGGUAUGUUGGAAGUAUGACUCGAAAGGAGGCAGAGGAACUGCUUAGAGGCAGAAGGGACGGCACUUUCCUCAUCAGAGAUAGCCAAAGUCAGAAAGGAUCCUACGCCUGCUCUGUAGCCGUGGACGGGCACGUGAAGCACUGUAUGAUCAACAGGACAUCUACGGGCUAUGGCUUUGCUGAGCCAUAUAACCUGUACCCAUCACUCAAAGAGCUGGUGCUCCACUAUCAGCACACAUCCCUGAUCCAACACAACCAGCAGCUGAAUGUAACCCUGGCCUGGCCUGCUCUCAGCCAGCAGCCCAGCUGAGAAACCACCAGCAUGCCACACUGAUAGCACUUUCUCGAUGUUUCACUUUAUCAGCACUCCGAAGAACAGCAAAACAGGAAGGACACUGUUAACCAGCUCAAACUGAAAAGGUGUUGAGAAUUUUAGCGCUUAUUUUUUAUAUCCUACAAAAGCAUGAUGAUACCUCCCUUUGUUUUUCGUUUUUAGAACAAUCACAUGUCUGUAAUGUUUUUCUUGUUAGGCAACAAAAAAUAGAAAAUUAUAUUUGAGACCAAGAUUUUUUUAGUGCAUUAACUAUGAAACCUCACGUGCUGUGACAGUAUGAUAGAUGCCCACAGUAUGUUUAACAUUGCUUUGACAGUCACUUAUUCCUUGAGGAGAUUUUUAUUGAAGCAAUUUGCUGGCGGACCCAAUGACAAUGUAAACAAUCGGUACAUCUGCAAUUAAUGAUUCUCUUUACUCAGGAUGUCCUGAUCAUCCAUAAGUGAGAUCGGCCGAUACCAAUCACAUGUAUUAUAAUCCCUUAAAUAUUUUAUUUAUUUAUGGGGGGUGCUAUUGACAGUUUAACAAUAUCAACACAAUAUUUAAACAAGUUCCUUAUUCUCUUUCUUGGUGUGUUCAGCCUCGUCCUUCGUGGAUAAUGAUACUUAGACACUUAUGAUAUAAAGAAAUGCAGCUUAUUUGCAGUAAUGGAGGUAGUUAAUACCUUAGGUGGAGCUGCUCCACAUUGUGUAUGGAGACACAUAAUUAGCUGUUAGCUACACAGUCAGCCAGAGGGAUCAACAAUAAAAUGCAUUGAUCGGCAAUGGCGAUCACAUAAUUUUCACAAAAAUCGGCCGAUACUGAUUUGUGGCCUAUCGAUUCGCAUAUCCCUACACUUAAGUAAUGGUAAUGGUGUUUAAGCAGCUAUUACAGUGGUACCACAGUUUUCGUUAAAACCCAAUUUUUUUUGUAUGAUUCAGUUUGAAAAAGUAGAUAAGAAACUUUAUUGAAUUGAAGAAAGAAAUUAUGGCAAAGUAUGAAGGUGGCAAUUGUAUUCCUUACCUUCCCCUCUUUCUCUGCACUUUGCCAUCUUGCCCUUAGUGACGGUAAAAGUGAUUCAUUCAUUAAUUUAUAUAUACUUAGUGUAUAUUUAUUUUAUAACGCAAAUAUAUAUCUGCACUGUUUUCUGCAUGUACAGUAAGAAGGGGAUUCAUAUGGGCCCCAUUUGUCGCAGGCUACCUGACACAUAAAACGUGACAAAUUGGGGAUGUGCACUAUCCACCUUAGCCGCCAGAUGGCAGUAGAGUGUUGAAUAUCUUAAAUGCGUUUUGUGGCAAUUCCAACUUUGACCACAACGCCAGUUGCGUUAUACAGAGUGGUACUUUACAUCAUUUUUAAGCAGACUGCUUGGCAAAAUGAUUAACCCCUCACUAGGGCUGGGCGGUAUACUGGUAUUACUAUGAACAAUUUUACAGUUAAUACCGGUAUAUUUUAGAAAGAGAUAUAUUUUUGUAACAAUACGUCAUACCGGUAUCUUUUGAUGUGCCUUUGUUACAGCAGUUUGCGGCCGGGGGGCCUGGCAGGCACCGUAGCUGAGAAGGGUACGGCACGCAUCCGGAGUCGCUACCGCGCUUUGCCGACACCAAUUCCCGUACUAUAGCUCCAGCGACUGGCGGGGGAUCCUCUUUAAAAACCAGAGGUAACACAAACUGGUGAAAAGAUUCAACAAAACAGCUGUCACAGCCAACAAAACCGCCUCCACUGAAGCUAACAAAUACAGCUCAGUUGAAGCUCUCGCUGAAAUUACACGUUGCCUGGCAACAGGCACCGCCUUUUAAAAAGGCACUCACUGUCUGCCAUCAUAAAACUUCUCAACAGCAUAUUAAUUAUAUUUAAAAAACACAAUUACAUGUAUUAAAGUUUAAUUCCAUUCAUAAUUAAAUUACAUUUUUGGUCAAGUAACUAUAAUUACUUUUAAAAAGUAAUUUUCAUAACACUGGUAGUAACAGUAAUGCGGUGUUGAGUUUAAAUUUCCGCUCAGUGCGUUUGUCAUUUCUGGGUUGCAAUGUUUUUGACCGAGAGGAACAUACAUUUUGUUAUUGUUUUUUUAUUAUUAUUUUUUGUGGGUGGGGAGUGUCAUUCAAUGGCUGCAUUAGACAAGUUCUAGAGGCAUAGCAUAUACACAAACAGAAAACAGCUGAAAAUUAGGAAGAAGAUUUUCACAAUGUUUUAAAAGAUUCAACCUCACCAAAAGGUGGGCUGCUCCUACUAUUUGGUCACCCAAGUUUACGUUUCGCCUAAAAUGUUUACAUUUUGAAGUUGCUUCCCUGUUGUCCAGCAAUGCUAAUAUUUCCAACAAUAUUUAGUAACAUCAGUAUGUUGUUGCCAUAGAAUAAACAACCUGCGAGAGAUUUAUUUACAGAGCAUUUGUGGAGUAUUAACACCGCUUUAUUUUUUCCACAUUUAUGUUACAGCCAUAUUCCAAAAUGGAAUAAUUCGUUUUCGUCAUCAAAAUUCCCCAAACAAUACCCCAUAAUGACAAUGUGAAAAGGUAGAACAUAUUUUAAAAAUAACAUGUACAUAAGUAUUCACAAAAUUUUCUUAAUACUCUGUUGAUGCACCUUGCGCAGCUAUUACAGCCUCAAGUGAAUUAAGCAUGGUGGAGGCAGCAUAAUGCUGUGUGGAUGUUUUUCAGCAGCAGGACCUGGUAGACUAGUUAGGAUAGAGGGAAAAAUAAAUGCAGCAAUGUACAGAGACAUCCUGGAAGAAAACCAAUGCUUUCCAUCCAACCUGAUGGAGCUUGAGAGGUGCUGCAAAGAGGAAUAGGCAAAACUGCCCAAAGAUAGGAGUGCCAAGUUUGUGGCAAAAAGGCUUGUGGCUGUAAUUGCUGCCAAAGGUGCAACAAAAAAAAAUUGCGCAAAGGCUGUGAAAAUUGUAUUGAGAGCAGUGCUAUCAGACAAAUGGCAGUACAAAUAUGUGCGAGACUUAUGGUUGUCAAUGGGAGUGUUGUGCGACACACCAACUAACUGUUAGUAUACCUGUGAGUGCUUGUGUUCUUGUUUCUGUUACACAGAUUAUUUACAUACACACAUUUAGAAUACGUGUUAAAUCCGUUCUGUAAAAUAUUCAAAACGCAGUUUUUGUACCGUUCUUGUGAAGAGAAAAACAUUGAAACUGAAUGCACACCACAAGAAUUGCACAGCAGCUCUUAAAUGGGGUAACAUUAAAGCAUAGAAUUUGCACUAAUGCAUCUCAUUUGAUGCGGAUGUAUCAUGACCGUUUUCUGUUAUGUCAUGUUAUUGUCUGUAACUGAAGCAGGCCGAUUUGUGAUGGUGCUAAGUGUGCUGACGGAUGUCAUGUGACUAACAGAGCACUAAUGGACAGUGCUAGUGUGUGGCAUCUUGUUACCAACAGUGGUUUAUUAUUUGGAGUAGGUAACUUUGUAUUUUCUCAAGUGUGUGUGCGAUGUCAUCUUCUGCUGCUGUAUUGUAACGUAUAUACUUCAUCCCCAUGCACAAAGAAACACAUCAGCCUAGUAUAACGCACCUGAAACGAUCGGUUUGAUGAAACUAUAGACAGAAGAUGAGCUGUUAUCUUGUAGCUUAUAAAACAGUGGGGCUAAUUUAUGAAUUUCUUUGCAAACGGCCAUAUUUGUUUUGAAGUUUUUAACACUGAAAAAUUGUGUUAUUCAUUGUGCAAUGGCGCCAUCUUUUGGACAAGUUUGGUCACUGCAGGCGCUGCAGGGUGAACGUCCACAGUAUUAUCUUUGGUUGUGUGCUUUGAACCAGAAGUACAAGUGCCGUUCCGUCGUCGACUAGUCCAUAGCCUUUCUUCAUUCAUCACUCCAAACAAUGUUUUGGAAGUUUUACAACAUAACUAAAAUAUUUCAUAAUUACUAAACCGUCCCCAGUGUGAUGUCUGUAGGAGUGUUUUCAUGCUUAUUUGUACGUACUAUCGUAAUGUUACCAAGCUAAGAUUCUUAGCAUUAGCUAAUAUGAUAACACGUUUACGUAUUAGUAUUAACUUACAAUGGCAUUCUGUUCGUAUAGUUCCAGUUUCAUAAAUUCACCAAAACGUCACAGAGGAGUUAUUGAACAUGUUAAGCUGAUUGGAGAGUUCGCUUCCGCAGCUAGUGGGUCCAUGACGAUGACUUUUGUUUUGUUUGAUCAGCCAUUUUACUGCUGGGUGUCAGGCACCGUUUGGAAACAAUUAAGGAAUGACCAUUUAUAAAAUAACUGAUGUCACAACAUAUAUCUUCUGCUUACAGUCCGGUGCAGCUAAUACAUGGAAAAAAAGAUUUACUUCUAAAAUUUAGUGGGUGCGGUUUAUGUGCGCAAUAAUCUGGAAAAUACGGCAAUUCCUAUAUACCCAAAUCUAGUUGUCUAUUUUUUACCUUUGUACAUUAAUCAGUUUUGUUCAAGUAGCCAUUAUACAAGUGAAUGGAAUUUUCCCUAAACAUGACAAAACAUGGUGAAAUAUUGAUUUAAAAUACACACUCGAUUUUCUUACAUCCAAACCCUCCUCAGGUGAUUUUACUGUGUCACUGCUGGCUUGGAAUGGUUGCAGUAUGAGGGAACAAGCUUUGAAAAUACUUUCCCCAGUGAUCUCAGUUAUGGUCAUAUUCACAUACAUUUGCAUUACAAAAUAAGGGAAUGUUUCUGUUAAAUAAGGGAAAACAAGUGGAAUUCUGCCUGAAAUUUACAACAUGGGAAAAAUACAAAAACGCAAGGGCACCACUAAAGAAGUGAAAAAGACAGGAGAAUUUCUGGGAAAAGGUGAGGGCUGACAAGAAUGAGUAUUCACAAUUAAAAUGUAAGUCUCUGUAAUAGCAGUGCUGGAAACAAUUACAUCAAUAUAACAUUUGAACAAAACAAGCUACUGCAUGGUAUAUUAACAUCAGCUUCCAUUAUAGAGUAUGUUGGUAGAAGUUUAGAGACUGUUAUGUAGAAUUUGAGGUUGUUUGAAUUGUGAUAGCUGCGUUUACACUGCAGAUCGAAGCGCUCAAUUUAGAGCUCAAUUUAGAGCCUAUAGCAGAGAUCUUCAACAGAGGGUCCGCGAUUCCACGGCAGACAAAAGGGGUACUGCAGGGAAGCUGUGAAGUUUUUGGUUGAUUUUUAUGAUAUAUCGUUUUAUAUUUACCCUUACAAUUUUUUCACAAAUGUAUUUAAAUACACAUGAACAUUGAGCCAACGCAUUGUCACGUAGUUGAAUAUGAAUAAAUAAUAACAUGAGUAAAUCAUUACUUCAUUCAUGUUAGUAUUUAGUAUAGCUAGCCAUCGGCACGCUGUAGUGGCCAGCUAGCGAUCUGCGCCCUAGUUGCCAGCUAGUGAUUAGAGCGCUAGUUGUCAGUUAGCAAUUAGCACACUACUGUCAGCUGACAAUAAAGCCCUUGCUGCCAGCUGGCAAUUAGCGUGCUAAUUGUCAGCUAGCACUUGGCGUGCUAGUUGUCAGCUAGCGAUUGACACCCUACUUGUCAGCUAGCAACUGGAACGCUAGUUGUCAGCUAGCAAUUAGUGCGACAGUUGCCAGCUACCAAAUAGCGCACUAUUAUCAGCAAGGGAUUUAAUUUCAUUUGCAGAAGCCCUGAUUCAAUGCAAUUACACGCAGUACAUGUUUUCUGUUAAAACUGAAAAUGCCAGAAAGUGUCGAAUUGGAAGAAAAGGAAGAGAAUUCAUAUUAGGGGUUGCACGUUCCGCUUUAGUCGCCAGUCGGCACUACAGUGUUGAAUUUUUUAAAAUCCGUUUUGUGGCAAUUCCGACUUUGGCCACAGCAUCAGUUGCUAUAUAGAGUGACACUUUCCAUCAUUUUCAGCAGACUGCAUUGCAAAAUUAUAACCCCCCCCCCACCCCUCACGCAACAUUCACUCAGAAAUGGGGCCAUAUAAAUCCCUACAGUAUGUAUUAUUUCCAGCCUUUUGUGGUCCACAUAACAUUUUGUGCCGGGACAUCUGUGGAUUAAAGGACUUCUUCUCAACCAAAUUUGUUUACCGGAAGUAAACAAAUACCUGACUUCGAAAUACAUUUAAAAUUAUCUCAAGAUCUCGCAAAACUAUCUCAGGAUCUGGCAAUAUUUUCUUUGGAUUGUGUUUUGCUCACCCCCUAACCCCUGUAUCUGAAAGAGGCUACUUGGAAGCAAAUACAAAUCGGAAUGGUGUCGCCUCAUAGUGCAAAUCAAAACUACGAGAAGGGCAGAAAAAGAACAAUCUACAGGAAUGUUGUGAUUGAGAGGAGUGUUACAAAAAAUAUGUUUUCCUGUCACCUGUUUGACAUUUGUCCGUCAUCCUUUCAGACAUAGACAUUUUAUUCAAAUAUUUGGUCAAUCGGAAGAAUUAUUCAGCAUGAAAAAAAAAGGGGAAAGUUUUGUUUGAGUUUGAGCUGACCAAAUACCUCUCUAUUUGUUGUUUCCCCCCAAAGUAAGUAAUGUUUCUGUGACUUGUCGCUCUAGUGACUGUAAAAAUUGCCCUUCUUCUUUUAUCCAAAUCAUUUAGUUGCACUUAAUAUUUUAUUGCUGUCAAGAAAUACUGCUGACGUAAAUGUUUGUUUUCUAUUUCAAUUAUGCAAUGACAUUGUGCGUGUUUUGUCGCGGUAGCUUGUCUUUCUUGCAGGAGUGAGUCAUCUGAUGAAAAUGUGCUGGUUCAAAAUGUUUUAGUUGGUGUGAAACCUAUUGUCCUUAUUUACCUUCUUCCAGACUACCAUUGUUCAUGUAUGCACUUUAACUACCAAAUAAAGUCAACAUUAUAAAAACGUG
This is a messenger RNA of Nerophis ophidion (straightnose pipefish), 9087 nucleotides long. RefSeq names its product phosphatidylinositol 3-kinase regulatory subunit alpha-like. Bases 760 to 2379 code for a protein of 539 amino acids. NCBI's taxonomy places the organism in Eukaryota, Metazoa, Chordata, Actinopteri, Syngnathiformes, Syngnathidae. Gene Ontology annotation, cellular component: phosphatidylinositol 3-kinase complex. The transcript is spliced from 12 exons. The record is from RefSeq and is a predicted model, not a curated record. Gene Ontology annotation, molecular function: 1-phosphatidylinositol-3-kinase regulator activity. Gene Ontology annotation, biological process: insulin receptor signaling pathway; phosphatidylinositol phosphate biosynthetic process.